Messenger RNA from Cercospora beticola, 462 nucleotides. RefSeq names its product U2 snRNP complex subunit YSF3 (gene YSF3). Gene Ontology annotation, cellular component: U2 snRNP; precatalytic spliceosome. The record is from RefSeq and is a predicted model, not a curated record. Gene Ontology annotation, biological process: mRNA splicing, via spliceosome. NCBI's taxonomy places the organism in Eukaryota, Fungi, Ascomycota, Dothideomycetes, Mycosphaerellales, Mycosphaerellaceae.
CAUCACCACAUAGCACAACCCAACACAAGCCCAUCAUGGCCGACAAACUGCGCACUCAGCAGCAGCUCGAAUCGCUGCAGAACAAAUACAUCGGAACUGGACAUGCAGACACAACGAAACACGAGUGGACGUCCAACAUCGCGCGCGACAGCUACGCUUCCUACCAAGGACACCCUCCACUCUUGCACUACAUGGCGAUAGGAAUGGGCAUGCCGAUGGAGAAGGUCAGGAUGCAGUAUAUGGAGAAAAUGGUAUUACCCGUUGGGCCGGCGCCGGAGAGAGAUGGUGGCAGUUGAGGAAGCGGCACAAAAGACAACAGUCUGAAGAUUGCGACCAGCAACAAAGAAUGCUCCAGAAUGCGCGGGGCGUCGUACUACCAGCGGCAAUCAACAAGCAAUUGCGAAAGAGCCAGACGGCACAAGCGCCUCCCCUCAGUCGUCUACCACUCGUGCGGACUGCCGU